This is a messenger RNA of Bacidia gigantensis, 1434 nucleotides long. RefSeq lists its product as uncharacterized. Bases 1 to 1434 code for a protein of 477 amino acids. NCBI's taxonomy places the organism in Eukaryota, Fungi, Ascomycota, Lecanoromycetes, Lecanorales, Ramalinaceae. The transcript is spliced from 6 exons. The record is from RefSeq and is a predicted model, not a curated record.
AUGCGGCCUCACCAACAGGUAGACAGAGAUGGCAACCCCCUCAGGCGCCCAAAAAGAACCGAUCAUCUAUCAUCUCUGCUGUCGAAUACCCUCCACGAUGUCCUCAAGCGCCAUCAGUGCUAUGGCGGUGGCUACGGCGCCGGUGAUGGCACUUACGAUCCAGUCGCCCUGAUGCGCGCCAAUGAAAACGCAUUCGUCGCGGUCAUCAUUCAGUAUCGACUUGGCGCGUUUGGCUUUCUCUCCUCCAGGGAAGUGCACAAGCGAGGUGUCUCGAACGCGGGACUUCUAGAUCAAAGGUUCGCGUUUGAGUGGGUCCAGAAAAAUAUCAACCUGUUCGGUGGUGAUGUGGAUGCCGUCACGAUUUCGGGACAUUCUGCCGGUGGAGGCUCGGUGAUGCUUCAUGCCAUAGCAUAUGAUGGAAAGGAUCCCGAGAAGCUUUUCACUAACCUCCUACCUUCAAGCCCUUACUUGCCUCAACAAUAUCAUUACGAUGGCUCUAUGCCGACGGACUUCUACAAUCGCUUCGUGCAAGCAACGGGAUGCGCUGGUCAGCCAGACAUCUUCGGCUGCUUGGUGGGCAAAGACACCGCAACUUUGCAGAAAGCCAACUACGAGGUGACCGAGUCCGCAAGUGCCCUCGAAGCAGCUGCUCGCAGGGAAGCCACUCAAUGGCAAACGGCUGCUGACAAGCGUAAGAACAAGGACGCAGACAUAUUACGAACGACUGCUAACGACCACAAUUCUCAGAGCACGGCAAACGAAGGUCCAUUUUUCACACCCCAUGACAUCACCACCAAUGCUGGCUUCGUCAAUUAUAUUCAUACUUUAUUGCCCUUAUUCAACCAGGACAUGAUCACUCGAGCUCUUCAAGUCUAUGAUCCUCGUGAGUCGACGGGUGUCACAACGCCCUUCUCCACCACUGGCACUUCACCACCGACUGCGCUCUAUGUGUCCGACUUCGCCGUUGGUCCGCAGCAGCAAGCUUACAAUCUCAACGCUGAGGUCACCUUCUCCUGCAUCGCCUAUUGGCUGGCCGAAGCUUUCUCCGGCAGCGGCAGAACAUCAUGGAAGUAUGAGUACAGCAUUCCACCUGCAUUUCAUGCCGCCGAUCUCUUUGGAAACGGCUGGCUUUUUGACCCGACCCAAAACAUUCCCGCGGAUUUCGCUCGGCUAUUCAGGCAGUCAUGGGGCAAUUUUAUCAUCCAUAACAAUCCCGGUUGGAAGCCUUACAGUCCCCGUCAGCCUGUCAUGCAGAAUUUCAAUGUCACUGGUGGAUUCGCCGUUAGAAAUUAUACCAUUGAUGAUCUGGUGGCCGCGCAAGCGUAUGGUGAUGUCACCCCGGACAUCAAAUUGGUCGAUGCGUACAACUGGGAAGGUGGACGAGGGAAAAGAUGCGAGUUCUGGAGACAGAAUGCUGAUGCGAUCCCUGCGUGA